UGGAGGACAGAGCUCUUCGCCAGGUACUUUUUAGGGACUUGUGGAGGUUUAUAAUUUUGGGCAUACAUCCAAGCCCAAAAUUGGCUCCGAAGUGUGGGAAACGCUUCCGAGCUGAGAUGCUACGGCGUGGGGUGUAUGUGAAUGGAGGCUGCUGUGUUACUGUGAAGAGGAGGACGAAGAGGUCCCAACAGGACAUCUUACUGUCGAAAUCCACUCUGUGAGCCGGGAUCCUCGGGGGGCUCUGGUGGAAGCCACAGUUCCAGCGCAUCGGUGACCAGUGUUCGUUCCCGCACCAGGAGCAGUUCUGGAACAGGCCUCUCCAGCCCUCCUCUGGCCACCCAAACUGUUGUGCCUCUACAGCACUGCAAGAUCCCUGAGCUGCCAGUCCAGGCCAGCAUUCUGUUUGAGCUGCAGCUCUUCUUCUGCCAGCUCAUAGCACUCUUCGUCCACUACAUCAACAUCUACAAGACAGUGUGGUGGUAUCCACCUUCCCACCCACCCUCCCACACCUCCCUGAACUUCCAUCUGAUUGACUUCAACUUGCUGAUGGUGACCACCAUCGUUCUGGGCCGCCGCUUCAUUGGGUCCAUCGUGAAGGAGGCUUCUCAGAGGGGGAAGGUCUCCCUCUUUCGCUCCAUCCUGCUGUUCCUCACUCGCUUCACCGUUCUCACGGCAACAGGCUGGAGUCUGUGCCGAUCCCUCAUCCACCUCUUCAGGACCUACUCCUUCCUGAAUCUCCUGUUCCUCUGCUAUCCGUUUGGGAUGUACAUUCCGUUCCUGCAGCUGAAUUGCGACCUCCGCAAGACAAGCCUCUUCAACCACAUGGCCUCCGUGGGGCCCCGGGAGGCGGUCAGCGGCCUGGCGAAGAGCCGGGACUACCUCCUGACACUGCGGGAGACGUGGAAGCAGCACACAAGACAGCUGUAUGGCCCGGACGCCAUGCCCACCCAUGCCUGCUGCCUGUCGCCCAGCCUCAUCCGCAGUGAGGUGGAGUUCCUCAAGAUGGACUUCAACUGGCGCAUGAAGGAAGUGCUCGUCAGCUCCAUGCUGAGUGCCUACUACGUGGCCUUUGUGCCCGUCUGGUUCGUGAAGAACACACAUUACUAUGACAAGCGCUGGUCCUGUGAGCUCUUCCUGCUGGUGUCCAUCAGCACCUCCGUGAUCCUCAUGCAGCACCUGCUGCCUGCCAGCUACUGUGACCUGCUGCACAAGGCCGCCGCCCAUCUGGGCUGUUGGCAGAAGGUGGACCCAGCGCUGUGCUCCAACGUGCUGCAGCACCCGUGGACUGAAGAAUGCAUGUGGCCGCAGGGCGUGCUGGUGAAGCACAGCAAGAACGUCUACAAAGCCGUAGGCCACUACAACGUGGCCAUCCCCUCUGACGUCUCCCACUUCCGCUUCCAUUUCUUUUUCAGCAAACCCCUGCGGAUCCUCAACAUCCUUCUGCUGCUGGAGGGCGCUGUCAUCGUCUACCAGCUGUACUCCCUAAUGUCCUCAGAAAAGUGGCACCAGACCAUCUCGCUGGCCCUCAUCCUCUUCAGCAACUACUACGCCUUCUUCAAGCUGCUUCGGGACCGUCUGGUACUGGGCAAGGCCUACUCAUACUCUGCCAGCCCCCAGAGAGACCUGGACCACCGCUUCUCCUGAGCCCUGGGGUGACCUCGGGGACAGCGUCCAGGCUUCAGCCAGGGGCUCCCUGGCAAGGAGCUGUUGGGUAGGAGUGGGGGGUGGGGGGACAAAAGACAAAAAAAUCCACCAAAGCUUUGUAUUUUUGUUACGUACUGUUUCUUUGAUAAUUGAUGUGAUAAGGAAAAAAGUCCUAUUUUUAUACUCCCAA
Molecule: messenger RNA, 1834 nt
Organism: Nomascus leucogenys (northern white-cheeked gibbon)
Lineage: Eukaryota; Metazoa; Chordata; Mammalia; Primates; Hylobatidae
Gene: TMEM39B
Product: transmembrane protein 39B
Exons: 9
Coding region: 547-1644 (365 amino acids)
Cellular component (GO): membrane
Source: RefSeq, a predicted model, not a curated record